CAAUCUUUUAGCGGAAACGCGCCCAGAACCUGUUGGUUAACGUCGAAGCAGGGUUGAUUUGUCUGUUGAAAGGUAAGCUUUCGUACAGUCUCAGUAGUUUGUUUAUGUACAACUUGAAGUUGGUAACGAAAUGUAUAUUAUGUUACAACUAUGUUGCCACUCCAAUGGGUUUCUGAUCGAUUCUGCGUACAAUAAGUGGAACGUAGUUUACACACUUUUGGGUUCGAUAGUUGACUGGUUUCGCAGAGAUUAAGUUUGUAGGACCAUUCUGAAUUUCUUUCGUUAUAUGUUCUUCGUAUGUUCUCUUGUAUGAAUUGGCAAGUCGAGGUUUUCUUUCUUGCGAUUGUAAGCCUUCUGAACACAUUUAAAGGCCCGUUUAAACGGUUUCAACAUUUGCUUCAACUUGCAUUCAACACUCUGUUGAACCAAAUGUUCGGUGCGUUUGAACAGGUCGUCCAGUAUUGCUGAAAACGUAAAAAAUGUUGAAAGCUUGUUGAAAGCGUGUUGAAUCAAGUUUGAAUCGGUUUAAACUUUCAUUCAACAUCGAUGCAACUUUUCCUUUGUUCUCGAAAAUGUUGAAUGGCCCGUUUAAACGGUUUCAACAUUUACCCAACGUCCGUUCAACUUUUGUUGAACGAGUGUUUGUCAAAUGUUGAAACCGUUUAAAUGGGCCUUAACGAAUGAUCAUGUCUCUAGUCACCUAUACCUACGACAGGUUCUUAGCAAUGAGUAGUGAUGUCUUGUUUAAGUUCAGACCCGUUCCGAACAGAAAAGUCUUAUUUUCAACAGUGUGUCGCUACCUCUAUUGAUUAUAAAAAUUUUUCCGUUCACGUAGCGUUAGGAACGACGGAAUUCCACUGCAUGUGUGCGAGGUCGGGUUUCCGGAAGGCGUCGCUUUUUCCGCAGACGUUGAAUGCACGCACGUUCACCACAUAAAAAAGUUUUUACUUUGAAUACUUAAAUUAGAUUUAGAUUACGAUGAAAUUGAGGGAUUUUCUCCUGAACAACCAAAUUGUCUUACGGUAAAUUUUUCCGGAAGGUACUCCAUUGCCCCGUAGGAAAGGUUUCAAGGUAUGAUUUUGACAAGUAUCUGUGAGACUUGUUCCGAAUGAGACUAAGAGACAGUUAAAUUUCAUCAGAUCAAGGUCCUCUUUCUGUACUUUGUUCCAGCAUCCUGCCUUAAAAAUUGUUUACAAUGUUAUUUUUUUUUUGGCAUUGAGAAAAAUCUAAAUGGUAUACUUUAAAAAUUUUACAGGAGUUUCAUGUAGCCUGUUGUCAUGGCAGUGAGUUACACUCGGAACAAUUUGUCUAAUUCCAGUCUCACCAGCAUAGAGGCUCGUGAUUUGGAUGAGCGUAAAAGAUGGCAGAAGAAGACAAUCAAAGCAAGAAUCCUAAUUGGAGUUUUAACUGUUAUCUGCAGUAUACUUAUCGUGAUAUUAAUUGUAACCUAUGAGAGUGGUCAUAAAAAUACAGAAUGCACAGAAAAGCAGAAUGGAAAAGCUGUCAAUAACAACAUUAUUAAGUUUGUCCACAUUUCGGAUAUACAUUAUGAUCCUUUUUAUGACAAGAAUACACCCCAAAGAUCUUUUUGCCGCCCACAACUUGCAAAUAGUACAUCGAAUUACACAGCACAAUAUGGAAGGAUUGGCUGUGAUUCACCAAUUGAUCUUGUGGAAAAUUCCUUGGAUGCCAUGCAGAAUGUAAGCAAGAUAGAGAAUGUUAGCUUCAUUUUGUUGACAGGUGGGUAACAAUGUUAAAAAGAAAAAGAUAAAGAUAAAAGAUAAGAAAUAAAGAUUUGAUUGAGUCUUAAUUUUAUAUAUGUCACCAAGAGAAUGAGACUAUCAUUGAUAUCCUCCAAAUAUUCCAAUCAAAAAAUGCGUUUUCUUUACUUUUUUGUUUCUGUGAGAUUAUGCCAGGAUAUUUCUAUUAAACAUAAAAAUUAUCAAGAUGUUAGAGAAAACUUGUUCCAAUUAUUUUUUGCAGUUUUCUCUUUGGGAUGAGAUAAUUCUUUUGGCAAUUUCCCAGUCCCAGUCUCCCUUUAAUCCUCUAUAUUUCUACCCUCUGUGUGCAUAAUGGUGCACCCUGUAAUGCAAUGAAACUUUGAAGUAUAUCUAGUCUUAGCUAUUUAAGUCAUUAGUUAAAAAUAGUGGAUUAAUCAAACAAGUCUGGCUCCUUAUCUUGUUUAUUCAGGUGACUUGUCAGGUCAUGGCAUGUGGACAUCUUAUGCUGGUCCACAUAAAGUUUUGGACAACAUUGCUGAAGUUAGUAACAAGGCACAUUCAAGAUUUCCAGAUAUUCCCAUCUUCCCAGUGGUUGGGAAUAAUGAUCUGCCAGGACAUUAUGUUUUACCAAACUCCAGUGACUGGUAUAAAGAGCUUUUGACUUCUUGGGCUCCAUUGAUUUUGUGCUCCUCAUGCCCCAAUGAUAUGACAAAGCCAACUACAAGGACUGUUUUAGAAGAGAGUUUUUUAAAGGGAGGAUACUACAAUGCCAGCAUUGCAGGUGAUUUUUUACCUUUUUUUUGUCAAGUGUUAUUCACCACUCACCUCUGACCUUUAGCCCCCUAGCCUCAUGAUCCCCCUCUCCCCUCCCCCCUGACCACUUCAACCUUAUUAUAGACAAGCUGAUAAUGUCUGGGGUAGGAGAUACUUUCUGUAAUAGACCUAUGAGGAGGUGCUCUGUUGUUGGUCAGAUUCCAUGGAGUAGUGUUAGUAAAACUAGUUUAAUCAGUGUCCAUGAAAGUGUCUAUUUGUUGAUCCAUAAUGUUACUUUAAGAGUAAAAGUCUCUUAGAUCCUAGCCGAGAAAGAAAAAAAAAGAAAAACAGACAUAAGGGUGGAGCCAUCAACCCUGGAACAAGGCAUAACAAUUUGAAAAAAAAAUUGUCCUAAGUAUUCCCAACCCUUCCUCUGAAGGUGGUACUUAAAGAAGUGGACACCUAGGAAUUUGACCUCCCUUUAAUUUCAAAUAUGUUAUCAAAAUCUUAGUAGAACUAGCUGUUCACAAUCUUAUAUAUAGAGUAGGUGCUAAAUGAGAUAUAAUUUUUAGCCCUCAUUUGCUUCUUUUAAGGUGGCAAGAUUGUGUUAUUAGUCUUAAACAGCCUUUACUGGUCUGUAGAAGUGAAUCACAAUCCAGAAAUCCUUCAAAAGGCUGUCGAGCAGUUAACAUGGCUGGAAACCCAGUUAGAAAUUGCGGCAAUGAGAGGAAAAAAGGUGAUACUGGUAUCUCACAUUCCUGCAGGGUAUGUUGAGUAUUGUACCAGAGCUUUAACUUGUGUUUUUGAGAUUGUAAGAUGUUGUUUUAUGGUAUUCAAUUAUUUAAAGUGGUAGGUAAAUUAUAGAAAAUGAGUAUUUCCCCUGCUUUGUGGGAGCAUUUUUUUUUAACUUCAUUGCUAGGUUGCUUCCCCUCCGCCCUCCCCCUUGGGAGGGAAGUGAGAGGCAAAGGGGGAGACCCAACUCUAGAUCUGCUACUUACAGGUAAUCAAAUCCUAAAAGUAUUCAGUAAAGUCGCCAAUCCCAGCUUUUCUUUUAGCAAUCCCAGCUUUUCUUUUAGCAAUCCCAGCUUUUCUUUUAGCAAUCCCUCCGGGGGUUCCUGUGGUUUUUCCCGGCAGACACGAUGCAAUAAUCAUUGAAAUUCGCUUUCAAAGGUUGUGCCGCGCUGUAAAAGGCUACGACGCGUUUUCUUUCAUAACGUCAAGCUCUGUUAUGCCUCCCUGUGUAACAUUUAUGUAGUCUUAACUAUAAGAUUCUUGUCAAAUAUGUUUUUGUGUCUAUUUUUGUUAGAAUUGAUACUUACGACGGAAAAUCCUACUGGUUCAGUAACUACACAAAUACAUAUGUGAGCCUUGUGGCCAAAAAGUACAGUUAUUUAGUGACUGGUAAGUGUUUUAUUUCAAGUUUUUAAAUUCUUCUCAAAACCAGCCCCAUUCUGUUUGUUUUACUUGAUAACGAAUGAUCAUACCCCUAUCACUAUCCCUCUUUUUGAUUUUCUCUUGUCCCUAUAUUGUUUGUAUACCCUGGCAAACUGUUAUUUCGAGGCAAUUUCUCUUCUCGAUGCAACUCUUUUAAGCUAACGUAAGGUUAAUCAAAUGGAAUUGAGAUGUGAUUAUUUGCCCUGCCGAACGCGGUGGUUGAAUUGUCAGCGCACUGACCUCCAGGUCGAGAGGGCGGGGUCAUGGCGCUUUUUCGAUGUCCUUAGAUGGGGCAAUUUACUCUCAUUGUCCUCCCUUUACACAGUUAUAGAAAUUAAUGCCCUUACGAUUUGAUAUUUUUUAGCCUUCCUGAGGCAAUAAACAUGAUUACCUAUUCUUUUUUUAGCCCAGUUCUUUGCUCAUACACACAAAGACGAUUUCCGUCUUCAGCUGUCUAUGACAGAAACCGGUGACACUCAGCAAGAAGUACCGAAGUCGUUUGUGCUUCUUGCACCCGCUAUAUCUCCUGUCUACCAUAACAACCCAGCAUUUAGAGUAGUGUCGCUAGAAACAGACCAACUUGUCCUGCUGGAUUACACACAGUACUACAUGGACUUAGUCAUGGCUACAGGUGAGGAAUACCAAUGCAGCCUUUUUCCCGGUUGGGGGGAGUAGAGAGUUUGCAUUUAAGAGCCACAGUAGUAUUUUAAUCGCUCAAAAUUUUCGAAGAAUAUAAACAAAAAUAUGAACUUCUAUGAAAGGAAAAAUAUCUCACUCUGUUAAAUACGGAGAUUUUAAAGAAGUAUCAAGCUGCCCACGCUAUACAACAAACGUCUACAGGUAUUGCAGUGCUUGUGUAGAAAGUCAAGAACAGUUAAUAACUAGUCAGCAUUUCUGCCCUUGUGGAUUGUAAAAAUUUCACACUCGCUUUGGAACGGUGAUUUUGGAGUACCACGUUUUAAUAAUACACACUAUGGCUACCAUACCAUCCGAUUUGUAGUGCUGUUCUUAAGGUCAAAACUUACUAAAGAUCAAAGAGAUUCACCUCCUUCAGCUGAUUUUUUUAAAGAAAAUUAGAAAAAUAAACCUAUCAAACUAUUUUACUAAUGAAGUACUACUACUUUUGAAGGAUGUACAGUUACAUGUAAUUUUUAACUGGUUUUAUUUCAGAAUUCUCAAAUCCGAUUUGGCAACUGGACUACACUUUUAGUCAGAAGUACCCAUCAGAAAAUAAGUUUCUCGACGCCAACAGAAUCUUUGAACUGAAUGAAGAACUUAUAAACCAAACUAGUAAUAAGUUCUGGAAGGGAUACGUAUUCUCGCGCGAGACAAACUACCAGCCGGAGCCGUAUUCAAGAUUUCAACUUUUCUGUGGAAUGCGCCAUGUUUACAAAGAGGAUUUCAACAGAUGUAGUGAACAGUAUAAUGUCCCUGGUGGCUAGGGAAAUUUAAUGAUGUUAAAAAUGUUAGGGCAUUUUUAAGAUAAUUUAUAAUUCCAUUGAUUUUUCUUUACUUCCCUCUGAAAUUGGUAAAGAAAACUAGCGCCAUCCUCUCAACCAAUCAGAUGCAAAAUUAAUCGCGACUCGGCCAAUUGCAUCUUCCCGCGCUCCGGAAAUUGGCUUGAUUUUACAUCGAGUUCUCAUUGGCUCACUCUCAUUUUCGCGCGCUCUGUGAAGUUUGCUUUUUUCUUUUUUUUAACUCGCUAAGCGCUCAUUGUGGCAUUCCCCCUUGCCCUGAUUGGCCUUUGUGAUUAUUUUGUCCUUAUUCUAGAUGCCCUCAGAUGUUCAUCAAUCCCAGCUUCUUUUUAUAUUUUCGCUCGAGAGGGAGAUAGGGUAAGGCUUCAAGAUCAUGAGUACUUGUUUUUGGAAAUGUUUCUUACUAAUAUGAGUAAAAAGACCGCCAUGGAAGGAAGUGACUGUAGUGCUUUUUUUGACUGGAGCUGAUCUCAAUUCGCAAAGAGAGCACACACUGUUUUUCUUCCAGAACAAAGUUGAGAUUUUUUAGUCGUAAAUUCCGGGAAACUUCGAAAGACGGAUUUCUCUAGUUUACUACUCAGUGUUUGAAUUAUAAAAAAAGAUACCGUUACGAAAUGAAAUUAAACCAACUUUGCAAAUAAAAUGUACAUAUUCAAAUACUAACUUUCUAAGUAGAAUUGUGAGAUGAAACUUUCCCUUUUAAAUUG
Pocillopora meandrina is the source of this 6090-nucleotide messenger RNA. The record is from the annotation of a GenBank genome assembly. NCBI's taxonomy places the organism in Eukaryota, Metazoa, Cnidaria, Anthozoa, Scleractinia, Pocilloporidae.